UGCUGUUGUUUUUGCUGUUGCCACUGGUGUUCCUUUCUUUCGCCUCUGUUCUCCACGCACCCGAGAACCCUUGCAGGCUUCAAGCCGUCUGUCUGAAUCGCAGGCAAAGCAGGCGCCCAGCACGAGUGGAGACCGAGUAUAGCAGAUGUCGCUCAAGACUUUGUUUCCGCAGAAAGACUGCACUACCACAGCGAAGUAUACGCCAAUUGAAAUGGCUAUAGAGUUUCUGUUGGCCACUCGCCAAAAAAAGACGGGGCGUGCCUGUCUGGCUAGCGACAGCCGCGCCCUGACCGACCGAUGCCGUUAGUCGCUUUCCGCCUUGGGUUAGCCCUGUCGUCCUCAGCUUCCUAGCACUGGGAGUGGUCCAGUCCUAUUUCCCGUCUCUCCAUCUCCAUCUCUCUUUCCCUCUCUGCCAAACUUAUCCUCCAUCCAACCUUUUCUCUCUCACUUUCUCUAACACUCCUACAACACUUUGUCUUUGCACAUACCGCUCCUUGCAUUUGUUCCUCUUUCUGCGCCUGCAUCUGAUCCUCGACACUCUCGCAGUCUUGUUGAUCCCGUCUGAUCCUUCGCUCGCUUUCACCCAUCACACCACAACACCAACGGCACUCAUCCUCGCAACUUCCACCCAAGUCACCUAAUCCCAUCUACCUUCACAAUGGACGCCCCAUCAUCCACGCCCGCCCCAACCACCCUUACCACCAAGAACCAGCCUUUCCCCGCCUCUAGCAGCUCUCCAUCUUCUGCCUCUAGCUCGGGCGCCGGCUCCAUCACCAGCUCCACCCCUGCCGUGACCUCUUUCCCAACACUUUCUCCUUCUGGCAACGGCACAACAAACACCACAACCGCCACUUUCGCCUGGGACUGCUCGCAGACCACAAACUCAAAGCAGAGCGUCUUCAUAAACUUCUCAGGCUGCACAUACGCGAGCGCGACCGCCACCGCACAGCCAAGCAACGGCACCUCCAACGGAACACUGCCAGGUUCACCACCACCUACCACCGGCGCCGGAAUGAGGUCAGCCAGCGGCGUGGAGAUGGGAAGCUUUGCCGCGUUAGGUCUUGUGUUGGUGGCAAUGAUGGGCUGGUUGUAAGCGCUGCCUGAUAUGGGAUUGCGCCUCAGAACGCGGGUCCUCUUCUUGAUUUAAUCCUUUGUAUUUUCGUUCGCAAGAACAACGGGUCGCACACAUGGGAAUGCAUGGUUCUUCAUUGGAAGCGCACACGGAUGCGUGAUUUUGUUUGCGCACGCGUGGAAGCGAAUUCUGGCUGUCGGUUCCAAAGGAAGCCGCAAAAAUAUCCUUCUUCUUUCAUUCUUGUUCGGUCAUAGACGGUUAGGGUCUUAUAAUCUUGUUAAUAUACCACUUGACGUUUCUAGCUCACCAUGAGUCCAUGUACAUAACGCAUCUUGUGCCGUAGGUCGACGUAAUACACACAUACACAUAUACUCGUAUCGCUUCGUUUAUUAUUCUUGUCAUUCAGUCAUCGUUGUUCUUGAUGGUUUGGGAUGUCGUGAUGGUGUUUUCAAGGAGGCGGGGACUGCAUUUGGCCGACUCCCAUUGGAAAAGGUAUACCCAUAGGAUGUUGGGAUGUGAGGCUACAUAUAUACAGUGAAUGGUAAAAUGAAGGAGCAGUCACGCGUGACUAGUAGUUGGACGUCCACGGGCAGACAUGUACAAGUCCACAUAUAUCACAUACAUCACGUUCUCAAGUACCCGCUCGUCGCUAGCUUGCCUCGUUGGUUUGAUUAGUUGGUCAUAUCAUGAACGCAUCAUUACCGUAUCCAGAUAUCCUCCCGUCAGCUAUUGGCGCUGAGAGCGUGAAAGUACAAAAGAUGAACAAUUUUGUCAUUCGCCGUCUAUGCAGAAAUCCCAAUGGGAGUGAAGACCGACGAUCAUCCUUUUGGUGAAUCCUUUUCCGAGGAUUACAACAGACUAAUCUCGUUUCCGACCUUCCCUUGUCGGCAUAGUAUCGCGUCUAUCCGAGUGUCUUGUCGUUGCUCUAUGCUAUUCCCCACGUGCUGUUGCGACUGCCCUGUCGUUUUCUUCCCUUUUUUUUUCUCUUCGGCAUGACUACUUGUCUUUGCUAUCCAAGGCCCGCC
Messenger RNA from Periconia digitata, 2097 nucleotides. Lineage: Eukaryota; Fungi; Ascomycota; Dothideomycetes; Pleosporales; Periconiaceae. The record is from the annotation of a GenBank genome assembly.